Messenger RNA from Hydractinia symbiolongicarpus, 366 nucleotides. RefSeq names its product F-box only protein 48-like. The transcript has a single exon. The record is from RefSeq and is a predicted model, not a curated record. Gene Ontology annotation, molecular function: protein binding. Lineage: Eukaryota; Metazoa; Cnidaria; Hydrozoa; Anthoathecata; Hydractiniidae. The coding region runs from base 1 to 366 and encodes 121 amino acids.
AUGGAUCCAUUGCAAUAUUUUCCUUCGGAAAUGUUUGAAAGGAUUUUAGUCAUUUUACAUGACAAGGACGUUUUUAAUGCUGUACAAGUUUCCAAGCCUUGGAAUUUUUUUAUAAACAAUAAUGAUCAUUUUUGGAAAGAACUAUGCAAAAGACUUAAUCCCGAUGAUGUUCUGUCUGAUCAGUGUGAAAACUUAUCCUGGAGAGAAAUAUAUCUUGAGAACAUUGGUAAAAAUGGCGUUGUACGAAGGUGGAAAAAGGGAAGAUAUAACAAAAUAUCGACUUAUGAGGAAUUGCAACCUGACUUUAUAUGCAAACUAGAUGUCGAAACCUGGGGUUUACUCCUAGAUUUAGUAACAGUUUUAUAA